AGAGCCCAGCAAUGAUGUUUUCAGUGACAUUUUAACAUCCAAUCAAGACAGUUCCCGAUUCAUGAUGCAAGGAGAUAUCGCUGUGAAAAGGAACAGGAAUGCUGUCAUCUGUAGAGGAAAAUCUUGUCUGUGGCCGAAAUCCAAAGACGGAACGGUCACGGUGCCCUACACCCUGUCUGACAACUACACAUCGGAGGAGAAAGCGAUGAUCCAGGCUGCCAUGGAGGAGGUGACUGUUGUGACUUGCAUACGGUUUGUUCCUCGCCAUCAAGAGCCAAACUACCUAAGAAUCCAACCUUAUGAUGGAUGUUGGUCGUAUAUUGGACGGGUUGGUGGUGCACAGGAGCUAUCCCUCAUAAAGCCCAGAUGUCUACACUGGGGUAUAAUACAACACGAGCUACUCCAUUCCCUGGGCUUCCAGCAUGAGCAGUGCCGCAGUGACCGUGACAAGUACAUCCGCAUCAACUGGGGAAACAUCAACCAAGACAAGGAGCGUAACUUCUACAAAAUGAGCACCCAAAACCUGGGAAUGCCGUACGAUUACCUGUCUGUUCUGCACUAUGGCAAAUUUGCCUUCGCCAAUGAUGCUGGGAAGCCCACCCUGGAGCCCAUAGGGGACCCCAAAGCUGCGAUUGGCCAACGCGUUGGGUUGAGUUCUCUGGAUGUUGUGAAGAUAAACAAACUCUAUGGAUGCAAUAUGUGCAGCUACCUUCUGCCAGAUCACCAUGGUACCUUCUCUUGGGACUCCAAAGAGCAUCCAAAUGUCUCUACUUGUGUCUGGCUGAUCCGGAUCCCGGAAGGCAAGGUCUUCCUGCAGUUUGAGAAGUUCAGUGUCCAGCCUUCUUCAGCCUGCAACCAAGCCUCUGUGACUGUCUAUGAUGGGAUGAGCAGAGAGGCCCCAGUCGUCAUGCCCGGUACAUGUGGAAAGAUGCGCCCACUUGGCCAUGUGGCUUCUGGAAAGCUCCUGAGAAUUGAGUCCACCAGCAGAGGGAGAGAGGCCAGCUUUAAGGCCAGAUACAAUACCAUAAAUUGUGGGGAAUCCUUUAACAGCUCGACUGGAAACUUCUCUUCUCCUGGUUUUCCAGCGCUGUACCCUAAUUCCAUGGACUGUGUAUGGGUGUUUUCUGCUCCUCCUGGCCACAAGAUUACAGUAAGCAUUGCUCCCAUCAGCCUGGAAUUGUCCACAGGCUGCUCUUACGACUAUCUUCUCUUUCAAGAUGGACGAAGGCAGAAGAGAACAUGUGGAGCCAUUCCCAAGCUGAGUUUUACAUCUGCUAGCAGUUCUCUGAUGGUUUACUUUCACAGCGACACUUCAGUCCAGGCCAAUGGCUUCUUCGCUACGUACUCUUUGAUAUUUGCAAUGGCCUUCUGUAAUCUCUGCACACCUCAGAUCUCAACUGACCGAUUACACCUCAAUGUCCUGCCUCCUAUGUGA
Molecule: messenger RNA, 1435 nt
Organism: Nanorana parkeri
Lineage: Eukaryota; Metazoa; Chordata; Amphibia; Anura; Dicroglossidae
Product: astacin-like metalloendopeptidase
Exons: 11
Coding region: 62-1435 (457 amino acids)
Biological process (GO): proteolysis
Molecular function (GO): metalloendopeptidase activity; zinc ion binding
Source: RefSeq, a predicted model, not a curated record